Bufo bufo (common toad) is the source of this 3626-nucleotide messenger RNA. RefSeq names its product zinc finger protein OZF-like. Bases 785 to 2344 code for a protein of 519 amino acids. The record is from RefSeq and is a predicted model, not a curated record. The transcript has 9 exons. Lineage: Eukaryota; Metazoa; Chordata; Amphibia; Anura; Bufonidae. Gene Ontology annotation, biological process: regulation of transcription by RNA polymerase II. Gene Ontology annotation, molecular function: DNA-binding transcription factor activity; RNA polymerase II cis-regulatory region sequence-specific DNA binding.
GGUCUUAAAACUGGUUUAAUGGGGUACUGCUGCAUGGGCUUUAAAACUGCAGAUUUUCAUGUGGCCUUACGGGUUUACGCUAGAGUGGCCACUGGCUUCACCCAAGAAAGCCGGACCUCACUGGCUAUGCCCCCCCAAUCGCCGGCCGGGAAAAAAACGGGGAGAGGAGAGGGAAGAAGUUUCUGAGGGGAAGGUGAGCUGGGGGCUCUCUCCCCCUCAGUCAGCCACAGGGAGUCAUGUCUGCAGCUCUUGUCACUGAUUGGGGGUAAGAGAAGCCUCAGUCAGUUGCUGCAGCUCACACUUAGACAGCACAGUGCUGCUGUCUAAGCGUGAGCUACUUCAAGGGUGGACAUCCCUGUGUCCGUCCAGGCCCUGCGCCGGACGGAGGACAGGGAACCAGAAAACCGGACUCUCCGACCUAAAACCAGACGUCUGGCCAACCUAAAUUACGCUAUAGUAAGGAGGGCUGCUUCUGGGGAGGACACUAGCUGGGUAAUUGGUGGAGCAGGUUGUUGAUGGCUCCCUGCUCCACCAUGGCGUCCUUAAGAGGCAGAAACAGUUGAAAAAGAGACAUAUAUCACAGAAGAGCCACCAAAAUCCAGAACUGCCCCAUCGGAUCUGGAACAGUUGGAAGCACGUGGUGGUCGAGCACUGAGGACCUAUCAGUGGAAGAAUCAUCUCCAAUAUGGAUAAUAGGGACAUUUAACCCUAAGGGUGAAAAGUGAUCCUGGAAAGUAGUAAGUCGAUGUGAUGUCCACUACCUCCUGAAGUUGACCCACCGAGAAUGGACGAGGACAGAGACCUCAUGGCUGCGAGGAUAUUAGACCUCACCCUAGAGAUCAUCUACAUGAUAACUGGAGAGGAUUACACAGUAGUGAAGAAGUCAUCUGGUGAGUGUGUGACACCCCAUGUGUCAGGAGAAUGGAGCAGGACCCCAGGAGCCAUCACCGAGCCUCCACCUCAUUCCCUGAUACAUGAGCAGAAGAUCCUAGAACUUACCACCAGGAUCACUGAGCUGCUGACCGGAGAGGUUCCUAUAAGGUGUCAGGAUGUCACUGUCUAUUUCUCCAUGGAGGAGUGGAAGUAUUUAGAAGGACACAAGGAUCUGUACAAGGACGUCAUGAUGGAGGAUCACCAGCCCCUCACAUCACCGGAUGAGUCCAGUAGGAGAAAUCCACCGGAGAGAUGUCCCAGUCCUCUAUAUUCCCAGUAUUGUCCUGAGGAAAAGCAAAAUGUCCCACUGGAUCAUCAGGAAACAACGAGUGGACCUGAAAACCUCCCAUUAGAGUCAGUGAAUGGUGAAGACUGGAUGAAAGGCUUCGAUUCAUAUCUCCCUUUAUUUCCCUUUUCUACUGUAGAAGAUAAUCAAUCGCAGAUUGGAAAAAUGAGAACUGGGCAUAGACUGGGUAAACAUUUUGGAUGUUCUACAUGUGGGAAAUAUUUUAGAAGGAAAUAUAGUCUUCUUGCACAUGAGAGAACUCACAGUGAUAAAUGUCCAUAUACAUGUUCUGAAUGUGGGAGGCGUUUUUGUAAGAAAUCACAUUUUGUGGACCAUCAGAGAACUCACACAGGAGAGAAGCCAAACUCAUGUUUAAAAUGUGGAAAAAGCUUUAACCGUAAAUCAACGCUUAAUAACCAUCUUAGAAUUCACACUGGAGAGAGGCCAUUUUCAUGCUCAGAAUGUGGUAAACGUUUUAGACAGAGAUAUAGUCUUGAUGUGCAUCUGAAAAUUCACACAGGGGAGAAGCCAUAUUCAUGUUCAGAAUGUGAGAAGUGUUUUAGGAAAAAAAAACAACUGGCUCUUCAUCAGAUGACUCACACAGGAGAGAAGCCACAUGCCUGUUCAGAAUGCGGGAAACGUUUUAGCCGUGAACAAGAUCUUGUGAAGCAUCGAAGAACCCACACGGGGGAGAAGCCAAAUUUGUGUUCAGAAUGUGGGAAGUCUUUUAACCAUCAAUCAGACUUUGUGAGGCAUCUAAGAAUUCACACAGGAGAGAAGCCAUAUUCUUGUAAUUUAUGUGGGAAAGGUUUUCGCAUGAGGCCAAAUCUUGUGGAUCAUCUGAGAAUUCAUACAGGGGAGAAGCCAUUUUCAUGUUCAGAAUGCGGGAAGGGUUUUGUUCAGAGACAUAAUCUUAUGGUACAUCAAAGAACUCACACAGGGGAGAAGCCAUUUUCAUGUCCUGAAUGUGGGAAAUGUUUUAGUCACAAGUCAACUGUUGUGACACAUCUAAGAAUUCACACAGGUGAGAAGCCAUAUUUAUGUACACUAUGUGGGAAAUGUUAUAGCCGGAAAACGGGUCUUGAUUCACAUCUGAAAACUCACUCAGGUGAGAAGCUGUUCUAAUGUUCAGAAGAUUGUAUGAAAUGUGAAAGGUGUGGAGCUCGAGUGUAGGACCUGUUACCACAGGAUGCCUUCUAAUAUAUAAGUUAAUGGUGCUGUCCAUUAUUAGAAGACCAUAGCUGCUUGCCUCCAAAAACAGUGCCACAUCUGUCCACUGGUUGUGUUCAGUAUUGCAGUUCUUCUACAUUUAUUCUAAUAGCGCAAAGCUGCAACACCACUCACAACCUAUGGACAGGUGUGGUGCUGUUUCUGAAAGUGAGCAGCUAGGUUUUUCUACUCCAGGGGUGAACAUACCAUAGAUGCAACCUGUGCAUCUGCCCCAGUAGAUAAGUAGGGAUCCACUGCUACUUAAAAUUAUCUUCUUACAUAAGAUAUUGGAGAUUAAGGGGCCCAUAUAUUGUUCUUACGCAGUGGCCCUGUAUUAUAGACUGCCUUUAGUUGACAUAUCAUACCAUACCUAGUGAUACAUAAAACGCAACAUUGCCAGAAUCUCAAGAAUCUGCAUAAUAAAGUUAACAUGAUAAUUUAACUUUUUCCCUAUCCUCCCUCCACCCAAAAAAUAAGACAUCCUAUUGCAAAAGUAGGAAAGCAUAAAAAAUACACAUUUGCUAUUGCCAUAAUCAUAAUGACCCAUCAAAAAGAAGUCAAUCCAUAUAGCCUCACCACACAUCAAUAGCCCCACAUCCAGCUUCAGAGCUCCGUUUUAACACCAUCUCUUUCGAAAUGCAGGAAGAAAAAGUGAUUCAUCGAUCCCGUGCAAUGUUUUGGGGGACAUGCCCCUCAAGGCUAAGGGGGCAUGUCCCUUAAAAUGUGGCAUGGGAUGUUGAAGUGUGGAAAACUCAGUGUUCUUUGCAAUGAUUUAGAGCUCAUGCACACGUGUGCCGUCCGUUCCAUGCAUUGGGGAGUGCACGGGCAACAUCCGUGUGGAUUCCGCAGACGGAUCCAGACCCAUUCAACAUAAAUGGGUCCGUGAUCUGUCCACACCGCAAAAAAAUAGAACAUGUUCUAUUUUUGGCGGUGUGGAGGAACAGAGAGAAGCCUCACAGAAGCGGUCCGUAGUGCUUCUGUGUCUCCGCUCCGCACGGCACCUUUCUGAUUUAAGUGAAUGGCUCCUCUUCUGUACUACGGUGUGCACACAGCCGGUGCCCGUAUAUUGUGCAUGAGUAUCAAGACUUGAAUUCCUUUACUGUAAUAUUUUUGUUGUUUUCUCCUUUAUGUUCUUUGUUUUGUUCGUUUUUGUUUUUCAGCCAGACAUAAUUCCUUAUACUGUAUGUAGAGAAGAGAA